Molecule: messenger RNA, 1024 nt
Organism: Teleopsis dalmanni
Lineage: Eukaryota; Metazoa; Arthropoda; Insecta; Diptera; Diopsidae
Gene: loj
Exons: 4
Coding region: 64-774 (236 amino acids)
Biological process (GO): endoplasmic reticulum to Golgi vesicle-mediated transport; Golgi organization; intracellular protein transport
Cellular component (GO): endoplasmic reticulum-Golgi intermediate compartment; COPII-coated ER to Golgi transport vesicle; Golgi apparatus
Source: RefSeq, a predicted model, not a curated record
GUCUUAUGUUGUGAUUGCAUUAUUGGUUUCAAAGUAAGCAACAGUAGUGAAAGUCAAAAUACAAUGAGUUUUUUGACGUGGCACAAAGUUUUGAUUUCUACAACAUUUUUCUUUUUAUUAAUUUUUAAUGAAAAACAUAAAACAAAUGCACAAGAUCCUGUUAAGCCAUGGUAUGAAAAUUUACCAGCGGUAGCAAUGGAUUAUAAAGUGCACAUCGAUGCCGGUAAAGAAGAUUGCUACCACCAAUAUGUACAACCUGGCGCCACAUUUUAUGUAUCAUUUAGUGUUGUGCGUGGUGGCGAUGGCAUGGCUGGAUUUGCUGUGCGUAAUCCAGCGGGACAAAUUGUAAAACCGUACCAGUGGCAACCAACAGCAGACUAUACAGAUCAAGUGUCACCUGGCGGUUACUAUUCAGUUUGCAUUGAUAAUCAAUUUUCACGUUUUGCUGGAAAAUUAGUUAAUAUUUAUAUUACUGUGGUUAAAUACGAUGCCUGGGAUAAAUAUGCUAAAGAAAUUGAAGCCCUGCAAUUAAAUAUGCAAAAUUUUACGUCAUCAAUUGGUGCCGUAGAACGCAACAUCAAUGAUAUGCUCUCUUAUCAAUCGUACAGCAGAACUCGAGAAGCUCGUGAUUAUGCUUUAUUAUUAGACAACAAUUCCUAUAUACAAACAUUCUCUCUCAGUCAAAUUUUGGUUAUUCUGGUGACAUGUUCCGUACAAGUGUUUUUCGUGAAAAAACUUUUUGCCGUUAAAUUAUCAUCAAAAAGUCGGAUUUAAGACAGUGACUUCAAGACAGUGACUGGAAAUCAGCACAAACUUUUUCAAUUCUAACAUUACCAGUCAUAAACGAAUUAUAUUUCAAUCAGCAAAUAAUUUGCAAAAAUGACAAAUAAGAAACUUAAACGGACUUAAUAGUUAACAUUCUUUACUAGAUUGUAAUGUUUUGUUUAUUGCAGUUAAAUUGUUUUUUUUUAUUUUAUUUUAUAAUUUAUGUAAACUAAUGAACAAAUACAUGUAUUUUUUAUAU